GAAAAGGAUCAUCUCGCGUCUGGUCUCUCAUUAGGGUCGUUAGAGUCAUUUCGUUGCCACUUGCUGGGAUGGGGAGAAUGGACCAAGUGUAACGCCACGACUGUUGACAACGCGAAAAAGAGUCGCCAGCUUAUUGCUCCUUGCCUGAGCAAAAAAUACGAAGACUACGCCCCUUGUUUAUGUCCGUUGAGAGACUGUCCAUCGAUCGAAGUUAAAGAAAACCUCACGGCACCUGUAUGUAUGGAAAAUUCUACAGGAAAGAGUUUUCAGCGUCAACUGCUGCCCAUUUCGGAAAAGUCUUUGUAUCAUUCGAGGAAAGAUUUAGCUCUCGGAAGAAUAACUGAGUGCCUGCAUGAACAACUCGAACAUAACACAUAA
This is a messenger RNA of Ostertagia ostertagi, 378 nucleotides long. The record is from the annotation of a GenBank genome assembly. Lineage: Eukaryota; Metazoa; Nematoda; Chromadorea; Rhabditida; Trichostrongylidae.